This is a messenger RNA of Cryptococcus deneoformans JEC21, 516 nucleotides long. RefSeq lists its product as hypothetical. The record is from RefSeq and is a predicted model, not a curated record. The transcript is spliced from 4 exons. The coding region runs from base 16 to 387 and encodes 123 amino acids. NCBI's taxonomy places the organism in Eukaryota, Fungi, Basidiomycota, Tremellomycetes, Tremellales, Cryptococcaceae.
CACAUCCACAUCACCAUGUCGCACGGAUUCAGGCAGGACAUGCCCCCGCCGGGGGGCUACGAGACCCUCAGGUACAAGCGCAACCUCCCCCUCAAGGGUCCCUCCGGCGCCGUCCUCUUCGGCGGCGUCUUUGCCAUCUGCACCCUCGGCUUCUACAGGCUCGGCCAGGGCAACGUCGAGAAGCGUGAGCUCAAGCGCGAAAAGGCGUGGUCAAGGAUCAACGUCGUCCCGCUUCUUCUUGCCGAGCAGGACAGGGAUGCGUACAGGCGCCAGCAGGCCGCCCUGGCGAGGGAGAAGGAGAUUAUGAAGGACUAUCCCGGGUGGGAGGCUGGCAAGCGCACCUACAACAGCUCGAGAUAUACGCCAAACACCAUCGUUGUUCUCUAGACACAUGUUUUCUAGACGGCGGCGUCUUGGCGCUGGAGAUGUAUGGGCAUUGCAUUGGGUGUUGCGGGGCUAGAGUAGUUGUCCAAAGCAUCUAAAGUAAUCUAAAGUAAUCCAAAGUAAUCGUUGCAG